Messenger RNA from Exophiala viscosa, 3040 nucleotides. RefSeq names its product alpha,alpha-trehalose-phosphate synthase. Gene Ontology annotation, biological process: cellular response to heat; fungal-type cell wall organization; trehalose biosynthetic process. Gene Ontology annotation, cellular component: alpha,alpha-trehalose-phosphate synthase complex (UDP-forming); cytosol. The coding region runs from base 147 to 2951 and encodes 934 amino acids. The record is from RefSeq and is a predicted model, not a curated record. Lineage: Eukaryota; Fungi; Ascomycota; Eurotiomycetes; Chaetothyriales; Herpotrichiellaceae. The transcript is spliced from 2 exons. Gene Ontology annotation, molecular function: trehalose-phosphatase activity.
CUUGGCUAUCGCUUGUCACCCCACUCGCUCACCGAUCUACCAAAGCACAACUUCUGUGAGGUGGGAGCCGCCGGCAUUGUACCAUCGACGUCUAUCCGACGAUCUGCAUUAUUAUUCCAUCCAUUUAGUUCAGUCGCAAGAACAUAAUGACGGCUCAGUCUCCGGCACCAGAGCAGGCUGUGUCUAGCGGAGAUCGUCCCGCAACCUCAGAAAAUGUGCCAACUACAGACAUCGGGAACGACGAGCCUGGGAUUGCGGAGCCUUCUGAUCCUUCGCGACCGGCCACUUCAUACUUCAACCUACCUCAACCGCAGGACCACCUCAAUACCGAGGUGACGCCCAAAAUGGACUCGCCGAUCGAAGCCGCAAAAGGUAGUUCUGGCAGGGAUCUUCUGCGGCGCCUGAGCCUCGUCAACCCCGAGGGGACAGACUCGUUGGAUGUUGAUCCUCGCACGGCUCAUCCCGCUCUACGCCUGAGUGGAAACAUCAUCAGUGCCACCUUCUGUAUCCCCCACCAGCUCACGCACGGCAGGGAUGGUGAAUGGGGUCUGUCAACUCGCCAUGGCACAUCGGCUUUGUUCGAUUCAUUCUCUUACCUAGCUUCUGACAAGUCGCCAUGGAAACACACCUUGGUUGGGUGGACCGGAGAAAUUCAAUCCCGACCAGAUACACAGUCGACGAGUAUACUUCAACCUGGAGAUGCUGCUGCAACAGCUGCGACCAAUGGCUCUCUUCCGGCUCCUAUCAACAAGUCAGCAGCACCAUAUCCUGUCAAUGGCGCCCUUCCCAGUUCCGAAGACUCACAUCCUGACCAUAUUAGCGUGCCUCGUCCUGACAGAAAUCGCCUCGAAAAGAUCUUGCAUCAUCACCCCAAUGGCAGGACUCUGCCUGUCUGGCUACCUGACGUCAAGCGUGAAGAUGACAGUUAUGUAUUCAAAGACCAGGGCCGGUGGCGGAAGUACGCGGAGCACGAGCUCUAUACCCUUUUCCACUACCGACAGCAUGAACCUGACGAUGGUCGCACGGAAAAGACCUCGUGGGACGACUAUGUGCAAAUGAACCAAGCUUUUGCGGACCGCAUUCUUCAUGUCUACCAACCUGGAGACAUUGUAUGGAUCCACGAUUACCAUCUGAUGCUCCUGCCAAGCAUGCUACGUCAACGCAUACCACAUAUCUUCAUAGGCUUCUUUCUCCACAUCCCGUUUCCCAGCAGCGAAUACAUGCGGUGUCUGCCUAGGAGAAAAGACCUCUUGACGGGUGCGUUGGGUGCUACCAUGAUAGGCUUUCAGUCCUACAGCUUCUCUCGACACUUCAACUCGUGUUGCAAACGCAUAUUGGGCUUUGACUCGAGUUCGGCUGGUGUUGAUGCAUAUGGUGCGCACGUCGCAGUGGACGUCUUUCCGAUCGGCAUCGAUGUGGCUUCAGUGCAGAAGGCCGCGUUUAUGGAUCCCGUCAUUGAGCAAAAUAUGAAAGCCCUGAAACAAAUGUACGCCGGAAAGAAGAUCAUUGUCGGUCGUGAUAGGCUCGACACCGUCAGAGGAGUAUCACAGAAGCUGAUGGCAUUCGAAAUCUUCUUGGAGAAAUAUCCAGAAUGGCGCAAUAAGGUCGUUCUCAUCCAAGUGACCAGUCCCACCAGCGUGAUGGAAGAUAAGGUGGAUGGUGCUCACAAGUUUGAGCUCAAGAUCUCAAAUCUUGUGUCGAGAAUAAACGGUGAAUUCGGUUCUCUAAGCCACUCGCCAGUCCAACAUUACCCACAAUAUCUUUCGUCGCAAGAAUACUUUGCGCUACUCCGGAUUGCCGACGUCGGCCUUAUCACCAGUGUGAGAGACGGCAUGAACACAACAAGUCUCGAAUAUGUGAUCGCACAGAAGAACCAUUACGGUCCCUUGAUUCUGUCCGAGUUCUCCGGCACAGCAGCUAGCUUGAGUAAUGCCAUUCACAUUAACCCCUGGGACCUGGGCGGCGUUGCUGAGGCGCUGAAGCAUGCACUCGAGAUGCCACUUGAAGAGAAGAAGCAUGACCAUGAGAAACUCUACAAUUAUGUCACGACACACACGGUGUCCACAUGGUCCAACAAUUUCCUCAGACGUCUGCUGACAAACCUCACAUCGUUCACCACUAACGACCUCACUCCUGCGUUGGACCGCAAUCGCAUGAUUCAACAGUAUCAUGCCGCGAAAAAGCGACUUUUCAUGUUCGAUUACGAUGGUACGCUUACACCGAUUGUCAAAGACCCCAAUGCCGCCAUUCCCGCCGACAAGGUACUGCGCACUCUAAAAGCAUUAGCUGCUGAUCCUAAGAAUCAUGUCUGGAUCAUCAGUGGUCGCGAUGCAUCGUUUCUCGAAGAAUGGAUGGGCCACAUCAGUGAACUUGGUCUAAGUGCAGAACACGGUUGCUUUAUGCGACGGCCCGGCUCAGAGGAUUGGGAGAAUCUAGCCUCCUCCAUGGACAUGGGCUGGCAGAAGGAGGUUAUGGACGUUUUCAGCUAUUAUACCGAGCGGACGCAGGGGUCCUGGAUCGAGAAAAAGCGCGUCGCGUUGACAUGGCAUUACAGGCAGGUGGACCCAGAUUUCGGCGCUUUCCAGGCACGAGAGUGUCGAAAGGCGUUGGAGGACAAGGUCAUGAGGGAUUGGGAUGUCGAGGUCAUGUCUGGUAAGGCCAAUCUGGAAGUGCGUCCGCAAUUCGUCAACAAGGGAUUUAUUGCGACACGCCUCAUCAACGAGUAUGGCUAUGACACUGGCGUACCGCCGGAGUUUGUGCUUUGCUUGGGAGAUGACCAAACCGAUGAAGAUAUGUUCCGUGCUCUGCUCAAGACCGACCUACCGAAGGAUCACGUCUUCGCCUGCACUGUGGGUGCCAGUAGCAAGCGAACUCUUGCCAACUGGCAUCUUUUGGAGCCAAGCGAUGUCAUCGCCAGUGUCGCGGCUCUGCUCAAGCAGGAGGGUCUUUGAAGAGACGCAGCGAUACCCGGCACACCGGCAUGCACAGUCCGAAGUUGUCAAUAUCGACCAAGAGCGCGCAUAGUUCUUCACUAAUGAGA